Ostertagia ostertagi is the source of this 321-nucleotide messenger RNA. Lineage: Eukaryota; Metazoa; Nematoda; Chromadorea; Rhabditida; Trichostrongylidae. The record is from the annotation of a GenBank genome assembly.
AUGAGGAAAAGUUUGAUCAAGAAAAUAAGGCAGGCUAUUCAGCAAAUCGCUUCGACGGUGCCUGUGAAUACCGUUGGUGACCAAUGGGUUGAGCUUUGGAGGGAAUAUGAAGGCCAAGAAACUUUGGUAGCGAAGAUUGUGAAGCACUUGGACAAAUUUGACAUGAUUGUUCAAGCGUUCGAUUACGAGCGGAAAUAUGGAUUAGAUUUGGAGCAGUUCUUCGAAACGACAAAAACUGCCUUCACAAUUGAACCCUUUGUCGAAUGGAACCGCGAGCUACGAAUUCGUCGUGACCUUUUUCGGAAGGGGACUAGUAAUUAA